This is a messenger RNA of Cucurbitaria berberidis CBS 394.84, 492 nucleotides long. RefSeq lists its product as uncharacterized. The record is from RefSeq and is a predicted model, not a curated record. NCBI's taxonomy places the organism in Eukaryota, Fungi, Ascomycota, Dothideomycetes, Pleosporales, Cucurbitariaceae. The annotation marks the transcript as partial. The transcript has a single exon.
GCAGCGCAAUUAGACAGCCUUGCGCCCCGGGCACAGCCCGUCGCCAAGCGACAACAGAUGGUGAUACAGCCUGGCAUAAUACCCACCUACUACAACGUGUCAGGACCACAGCCUGGUACCGUCGUCGGCCUUGUUUUGGGCAGCGUCGCCGGUUUCCUACUUGUAGUCUGGCUGCUCUACACGCUCAUCAACGGCAACACCAGGACGGGGACAACAACAGCCAUGGCAGGGGAGGAAGAGAUUGUAGUGCGCAGACCACGCCGGAAUUCACAUGGAGGACGGUCGAGAGCGAGUCGUCGCCAGGAAGUGCGCGAAGUCAGUAGGAGUCCAAGGAGGUCUGGUACGCGAUCGCAAAUCAUUGUUGACGAGAGGCGGCCGCCAACGAGGGCGCGGAGCGUCAUCGUGGAAGAGCGACACCGAGUACCGGGCGAUGAUGUGGUCGAGGUGAUUGAGGAGCAUGACGAAUACCGUGCAAGGAGAGGCAGCCGGCGA